AUGCAGACCACGACGACAAGAUCGGGCGGUCAGGCGGCUUCCCGCAAGAAUAACAGCGCUGGCAACGGCUCCAAGGGCAAGAAGAAGAAACCGCAGCAGCCCAAAAGCAAUGGCAAUGGCAAGGAAGCUGCUGAGCCCGCGGCCGCCGGUCCGCGACCCGUUGUCCCGCCACCACUUUCCGGUCCUUGGGGCAACCCUAAACCCGCGGCAACUAGCGCGCCCCCACCCGGCUUCGCUCCCAGCCCUCCCAAGCCUACCUCAUCUGGCUUCAGCGACGGGCAUUUGAGACUGCUGCGGCAUCGUGCGCUGUUUGCGUUCCGCUUCCUAGUGGGCAAAGCUGUGGAGCUGCAGCUCGUUGCGUCUGACGAUAGAUAUGUUGGUAUCUUGGACUGCGUGGAUCCGGACGAUUUCUCGGUGGUAUUGAAGAGCACAAAGCGACUGAGUAGUGGGCAAAACGCCACGCCGUUUGAGGACGGCAGUACCGUCAUCUUCAGACGCCAACAACUGGCGCAUUUGGUAGCGGACGGCUCGGUCAACUACACAGACGGCGUGUUCGCGCCAGGAGCUGCAGCCUCGGGUGGAAUUCGCACAGACACGGAGAUCAGCGGACAGAAGGGAGAACAUUUGUUCGGACGGGAGCUGGAGGCUGCCAGCUCGUGGCUGGACCCUGCGUUGGACACUGGCUCCCUCGAGGACCCAUCGUCCAAUGGCCGACGUAAGAGCCAUGGCUGGAACCAGUUCGAAGCCAACGAGAAGCUCUUCGGCGUCGUGUCGACGUAUGACGAGAAUAUUUAUACGACCAAGCUGGACAAGACCAAGAUCUCCACAGAGCAGUCACGUGCGGCUGAGAAACUGGCGCAGGAGAUUGAGCGUCAGUCGGCUGCUGGGAACUUCCAUCUGCAGGAGGAACGCGGACAGGCUGCGCGUGGCGGGAAGCACGCGAAUGACAUGGAUGAAGAGGCUCGGUACAGCUCCGUGGAUCGCAGAGGCGCUCCCCCAAAUGGUGACGCGUAUGUGCCUCCGGCCAUGAGGAACGCGCAGCGCCAAUCCAGCGGUGGCAAGUCUCAGACGAAGGUGCCAGUCCCAGCUCCUCCUUCAGAGCCGGCACCCCCUGUUGGAACUCCUGCGCCGGCGCCACCGGCUGCGCCUAAGCCUCUGUCUUUUAGUGAAGCGGUUACUGGUCGAUCAGCCGCCGCUGCACCUAAGGAAGCUUUAAAAAGUCAGCUAGAUGAGAAGAAAGUGGUCGCUGCUUCCCCAAAGAAAGAGACGCCGUCUGUACAAGUAAACGGUAAGGACGCCAAGCCCGCUGCAGCUAAAUCGAAGGGAAGUCCGAAGAAGAAAGACACUGCUAGUGGUAAGGAGAAGACGGAGAGCAAGAAUGAGCCCAAAAUUGAGAGCAAAUCGACGUCCAAGACGACUACUACCGCAACCACGAAGAAGGAAGAGACACCACAGGCAACUCCGAAGAAGGGAUUGAACCCGAACGCCAAGGAAUUCAAGCUGAACGCUUCAGCAGCUGAGUUCACUCCGAGCUUCACAGUGCCACCGGCAGUAAAAGAGCAUGUGUCGUCGCCCUACCGUGGCGGCUCGCCUGGUCACAUGCCUUAUCCUCACCCUGGUAUGGGAUACCCUCCACCGAUGCAGGAGGAAUGGAUGUACGAUAGUUUGGGUGGAGAAGAAGGCGGGGAGAUGGGAAUGCCUCCUUACGGCUACGGAGUGCCGAUGGGACCCAAUGGAGUGCCCAUGAUGUACCCUCCCAUGAUGCCUCAGCAGAAUAUGCGCAUGAUGGGUGGCCAACGCGGUGGCUACGGCUACCAGCAGCCUGGAUAUAACCCCCGGAGUUACUUUUCGCCACCUCACGGUAGCUUCCCGCCGUACGCGGGUGUAGGUCCUCAGCCCCCUCUACCCCCCACGCCCAGCGGCGAUGAGACCCCUGUUGACAGCCCACCAGCUCCCCCCGUGCCUGACACGGCACCUGAAGUAGACGCGACUACUUCAAACUCGAAGCAGCAGCCAUCGGCUUCCAAAAAAAAGUAGACGAGAUGUUAGUUGGGCGCGCGAUCGCGGCAAAAGCACGAAUUCAAGAAAGAGGAUGAUCGAGAGAGGAUGUCAAUUGCGUCUA
This is a messenger RNA of Phytophthora infestans T30-4, 2122 nucleotides long. RefSeq lists its product as uncharacterized. Gene Ontology annotation, molecular function: RNA binding. The transcript is spliced from 2 exons. The record is from RefSeq and is a predicted model, not a curated record. Gene Ontology annotation, biological process: cytoplasmic stress granule assembly. Gene Ontology annotation, cellular component: cytoplasmic stress granule. Lineage: Eukaryota; Oomycota; Peronosporomycetes; Peronosporales; Peronosporaceae. Bases 1 to 2037 code for a protein of 678 amino acids.